AUGGCCCCGUGGGCAUCCGCGGAGCUGUGGCUGCUGCUGCUGCUCCAGUUGUGUCCCGCGCUCGCCUCGCUGCCCCGCAGCUGCCCCCCCGCCUGUAUCUGCACCUCCGACCUGCUGAGCUGCAGCCGGCAGACCCUGCAGCGCGUGCCCCGUGCGCUGCCUCCCACCGCCACCACGCUGGACCUGAGCCACAACGCGCUGAGCCAGCUGCAGGACGGCUGGCUGGCCGCGCUGCCGCACCUCGAGGCUCUGCACGUCGGCCACAACCAGAUCGGCGAGCUGUCCCCGCGUGCCUUCCACAACGCGUCCCGCCUGCGGCACCUCGACAUGUCCUCCAACCGCCUGCGCGCCGUCGAGACGCACUACUUCGAGGAGCUGGUGAGCCUGGAGGAGCUCCUGCUCUACAACAAUCACAUCGCGCGGGUGGACGAGAACGCCUUCGCCAAGCUGAGCGGGCUGAGGAAGGUGUACCUGAGCUGGAACAACCUCACCUCCUUCCCCUUCCACGCGGUGCAGGGCCUGGGCAACUUCAGCCUGCGCACGCUGGACCUGUCCUCCAACAGCCUGAGCAGCCUGCCUGUGGAGGAGCUGGCGGCGCUGCCUGAGCACGUCCGCAACGGCCUCUACCUGCACAACAACCCUGUGCGCUGCAGCUGCCCGCUCUACCUGAUGCUGCAGCGCUGGAGGCAGCGGGGUUUCAGCUCGGUGCGGGAUUUCUUUGAGGAGCACACCUGCAAGGUAUCCGACGCCGUGCCGCGCUCCCUGAUCAAGCUCCUCAAGUACAACCACCUGUUUGAGAACUGCUCGGCCGAGCCAGACCCCGCGCAGCCCGUGUCCUUCCCGGUGACGGUGGGCCGGGUGCUGCUGCUGGCCUGCAACACCAGUCUGCCCCACGUCGCCUACAUGUGGAUCUCCCCACACCACGAGCCCAUCUGGCCUCCGGGGAACACCAACGGCUCCGUCGAGGUGUUCCACAACGGCAGCUUGCGUAUUGCAUCCGCCCGGCCCUGGCACUCCGGGGUCUAUGUCUGCUUGGCCAUCAAUGGCCCCCACAACGUCAGCCGGCUGUGCGAGGUCAACGUGACGGUGCAUUACUCCAAGCCAGACGGGGAGGUGUUCAGCACCGGCCUGACCACGCUGCUGGGCUGCAUCGUCAGCCUGCUGCUGGUGCUCGUCUACCUGUUUGUGACGCCGUGCCGCUGCCCGCCGUGCUGCAGGACGGCCUCCCCCAGCCCCCCGCAGGAGUGCAGCGCACAGUCCUCCAUCCUUAGCACCACACCGCCCACCACCGACGGGCCCAGCCGCAGGGCCAGCAAGCACGUGGCCUUCCUGGAGCCUGCCCGCGAGGUGCUGGAUGGCAAGGAGCGCCCGGUGCCCGGUGAGGGCCUCCCUGAUGGCAGGCACCCCAAGGUGCUGCAGCUGCGGUCGGACAUCGAGUCCAUCAGCUCCGUCUUUUCAGACACCCCCAUCGUGUCGUAGUGGGGCUGAGCUGUUCGCCUGCUCAGAGCAUCACCGAGCCCCAGUGGCUCAGCCUGA
Molecule: messenger RNA, 1536 nt
Organism: Centrocercus urophasianus (Greater sage-grouse)
Lineage: Eukaryota; Metazoa; Chordata; Aves; Galliformes; Phasianidae
Gene: AMIGO3
Product: adhesion molecule with Ig like domain 3
Exons: 1
Coding region: 1-1479 (492 amino acids)
Biological process (GO): brain development
Molecular function (GO): protein binding
Source: RefSeq, a predicted model, not a curated record